UAUUCAGCAGUACUGUGUCAAAAACCAGGUGAUCGAUACAGACCAGUUGGAUACUUUUCCACAAAGAUUCCUGUCACUAUGAUUGGGCAACCACGAUGUAUACAAGCCCUCGUUGGUGCCACAUGGGCAGUGGAUGCUGUUGAGAAUCUGAUAGGAGCACAAACUAUCAUAUUGCACACUCCACACAGUAUAGUGACACUGUUGAACAACACGAACAUCAAAACCAUAACUGAUGCAAGAAGAGCAAAAUGGGAAGCAACUUUGUUGAACAAGGAUUUAAGAGUGGAAAUCAUCAGGGACACGUCUGUUAACCCUGCAACAAUGAUGCUGGAACCACAUGAGGGAAUACCACAUGAGUGUGAAAAACAAGUAGAAGAAGAUAGUCUUUGUCCAGUUAAUCCAAUCCCUCUUGAAAACCCAGACAAAGAGUUAUGGGUUGAUGGAUCCAGUUAUUAUGUUGAUGGAAAACGACAUACUGGAUGGGCUGUAGUGAAAGGAGAUGGAACUGUUGUAAAGAAAGGAGCCCUUUCUGGGAAAUUUUCAGCACAAGUAGCUGAACUUAUAGCACUUACAGAAGCCUUUGAACUAUCAGAAGGAGAUCGAGUCAACAUCUAUACAGAUAGUCGUUAUGCUUUUGGCGUGGUCCAUGACUACCUUGCUCUGUGGAAAAGACGUGGACUUAUCACUAGCAGUGGGAGCGAAAUACAACAUGCUUCCAUAAUUCGUCGUUUGAUUACAGCAUGUUACUUACCCCGAGAAGCAGCCGUGAUCAAAGUAAAAUCACAUCAAUCUGACAAGUCCAAAGAAAGUCAAGGAAACACGGCAGCAGAUGCAGCAGCUAGAGAAGCCGCUCUACUUCCUCUUACUCCUGUUACCUCGGUAAAGGAAAACAGCAAGGAUAAUCCUGAGCUCCAUCUUCUGUCAUAUCAAUUGGAGACAGAUGAAGAGAAAGAACAAUGGAUAAAAGCGGGAGCGAAAGAGGAUGAUCAAGGUAUCUGGAGAAUUCCAACAGGACAAGUGGUGAUGCCUAUCGGAACAAGAAGAGAACUAAUGCAGCUGUAUUAUGGAAAGGUACAUGCUGGAGCAAAAGCAAUGAAAUCUCAAAUCAGUGAGACUUGGUGGUGGCCAAGAAUGAUGAGAGACAUUGAUGAUUACUGUAGGAGAUGCUUGAUAUGCCUCAAAGCAAAUGUGGGAAAAUCUGUAAAGGUGCGAAUGUCACAUGCACCCAGACCAACAGGUCCAUGGACACACCUCCAAAUUGAUUUCACAGGACCUUUAUCACCCAGUGGAGGGUAUCAAUACAUAAAAGCUACUAAAGACAAUAAUAAGAAAGUGCGAGAAGCUCAACAGCAAUGGGAUGAAAAACACACCACUACUGACAUUCCACCGAGUUAGGCAGUUUUGUUAUGAUCAAACGAAUUGCUAGGAAAGGUUUAGAGCCUAGAUGGGAAGGACCAUAUGAGAUACUCCUAACUACUGAUACAAGUGUUUGUCUCAAAGGGAAGGGUGUAGGAACAGAUAGAUGGUAUCAUUGGUCACAAGUUAAACCUUGCUUAGUGAAU
Molecule: messenger RNA, 1562 nt
Organism: Rhinichthys klamathensis goyatoka
Lineage: Eukaryota; Metazoa; Chordata; Actinopteri; Cypriniformes; Leuciscidae
Product: protein NYNRIN-like
Exons: 2
Coding region: 79-1395 (438 amino acids)
Molecular function (GO): nucleic acid binding; RNA-DNA hybrid ribonuclease activity
Source: RefSeq, a predicted model, not a curated record